AUGUAUGAUGAAAAAGUAAUUGUUAUUGAAUCAAAUAAGGUAAUUAUGAAAUUAUGUGGUUGGAUUAUUGGAAGAGCAUGUCUUGUUCUUCCAUCAUUAUAUCUAGGAUUAAUGAAAAUUAUUGAAAUACCAGAUGGUGGAAUUAGAAUUAUUGAUUCAUUACCAAAUAAAAUGAUAGAACGAGUAUUACCAGAAGAAUAUCAAAUUGCAAUUCCAAAUGAUAAUUUAGAUAUUAAUGAAAUUCUUCAAUAUUAUUCAAUGAAUGAUUUUAUUGUUUGUAUUACUAAAGGAUUUGUUCUUGGUGCAUUAGAAAAUGAUAAUUUUGAACAACUAUUAAAUGAGUCAGUUGAAUAUCAAUGUCUUUUAUCAAAAUAUUUUAAAAUUCAUGGGGAAUCAAUAAGACAUCAACAAGGUUAUUCAUUGAAUAAAUUCUUAUUUAGUGUUGACUCAACUUUACUUAAUCAAAUAUUUUCAAUGGUUGUUACAAAUACAAAUUACUUAAAUUAUCAGUCAGUUAUUAAAAUGGCUAAUACGUUCAAUAAAUACAUUAAUUUAAUUACUCAACACCACGAUGUUUUUAAUCCUUUGACUCAAUUACCAUUUGAUAGUAAACUCUUAAUAAAUGCUUUUCAUAUUUCAAAACUUGCUGAUAACUCAUAUGCAUUAACAAAAUUAAUAGACACACUUUAUCAUUCCAUUCAAACUUUUCCAACUGAAUCAAGAGUGCCUAUUAUAACUUAUUUAAUUAAUGAUAGUUUCUAUUUCUUCUUCACUCAUUGGUCAGAUAUUGUUCGUCAACACUUUCAUUAUUUUAUUCUUUAUAGGUCAACAUUAUGUUGGAUUAAAGACAUUUAUAACAAUAAACUCACUAAACAAGAAACAGAAAUAUAUCAAUCAAGAACAAUUAAAAAGUACAAUCCUUUGGAUGAAGAUAUGAAGUUAAUAUUAAAAGUACGUGAAAACAGUCAUGUAUUAGAAAAAACAAAAGACACUUUUCCUUUAAAAGAUAGAAUCAUUAUUGAACACUCUACACAUGAUUUCAGAACUUUGUCUAAAGAGUCAAUCCAAUGGACUACAUCAAGAAGAAAACUAACUGAAGUUCCUAACAUUGAAUUUCCUUUCAAAGAUUUCAGUAUUUCUAGUCUUAAUUGA
Entamoeba nuttalli P19 is the source of this 1152-nucleotide messenger RNA. RefSeq lists its product as hypothetical. The record is from RefSeq and is a predicted model, not a curated record. Lineage: Eukaryota; Evosea; Mastigamoebida; Endamoebidae. The transcript has a single exon. The coding region runs from base 1 to 1152 and encodes 383 amino acids.